This is a messenger RNA of Gymnodraco acuticeps, 5267 nucleotides long. RefSeq names its product zinc finger homeobox 2 (gene zfhx2). Gene Ontology annotation, biological process: regulation of transcription by RNA polymerase II; brain development; regulation of neuron differentiation. The coding region runs from base 69 to 2621 and encodes 850 amino acids. The transcript is spliced from 2 exons. Gene Ontology annotation, molecular function: RNA polymerase II cis-regulatory region sequence-specific DNA binding; DNA-binding transcription factor activity, RNA polymerase II-specific. Lineage: Eukaryota; Metazoa; Chordata; Actinopteri; Perciformes; Bathydraconidae. Gene Ontology annotation, cellular component: nucleus. The record is from RefSeq and is a predicted model, not a curated record.
ACUAUGAUGACGAGGAGAGCUCACUGGUAAUAGCAGAAGAUGAUAUUGAACCAUCAGGUAGCCACGCAAUGGAUUUGUCUAGAACAGGAGGGAAACGCAGACAGAGGAAUUUGGGAAGGAGAGGUCGGGGGGAUUCUUGUCUCACUUCGGACUCAGAAAAUGAGGUGUACACCUCCAUCAUUGUGUCUGAUGAGGAAAGUCAGAAUGGAUCUUUAAGGGGGGGCCCUGAGAGCCCUGCUAAAGACGGGCAGUCCGAAGUGGGGGUCGGAGGAAAGGUUUUGCGCUCUACAACCGUGUUUCUAUCUGAUGCAGAGGAUGAGUAUGAAAAUGAGGAGAAUGAAGGGGGUCCAAGGGCAAAAAGAAAAAAACUGAAGGGGGAGUUUGAUCAGGUGGAGGUGAAGAAGGAGAGACAGGACUCUGAUGUUGAUCUCGAGUUGGAGGCCCAAGGGGAUCCUCCAGGUUCACAGUCCCAUGCUGAAAUUCCAACCAGUGCCCUCCACUCACUUCCCCUGUCUCUUGCUCCUUUUUCUACUCAGUUCCUCAGCCCCUAUGUCCUCUCUCUUACUCCUACACUGCUUGAUGGGUGCAAGUUACCCCUCUUCCCUAACCCACCGACAAUUACACGCUUCUCCAGCUCCCUUCUCUCGCCUUCCCUCUCAUCACACAGCCAAACUUCCCACUACCUGUCUAAUGGUGGUGACUGUGAGUCCGCCCUGGAUCUCAGCAUGGGAAAAAAUAACUCAAAAUCUGCUUCUUCCUCAUCAUCUCUGGCUGAUAAAAUUGCAGCACAAAAGGGGCAACUGCUGGAUGGCCUUGGCUUGAGGCCAACCUCCAAAGGUCUGGUAGUAGUCCAGGUGAAACCUGAACCUAUUAAUUCCAUGUCCUCCAACGGCAUGAGUCUGAUAAACUAUAACAUGUCAAAGUCUAGUAUCUACAUGAGAGCAGCAGAGAAAAUGAAUGCCACACUAUUGGAAAGAGAGCGAGAAAAGGAGAGGGAGCAGGAUCAGCAGCAGAGGAAGUCCAAAGGCAAAAGGUAUCGGGAUAUGCGGCGUUCAAGAACCAUCAUUCAAGCUGAACAACUUGACAUUCUGUAUGGCUGCUAUUUCAAAGACCCAAAUCCUGGGAAACAUGAGUUUGAACAGAUUUCAGAAUGGGUCCACCUUCCAAAGAAGGUUGUCCAGAUUUGGUUCCAGAACAUGAGGGCCAGGGAACGAAAGGGCGAGGUCCGAUUCAUCAGUGAUGGGACGCUGGCAGCGGUUGGAAAACCUCUAAUCAAGUUUACCUGGCCUCUUUCCAAACCCAUUUUCUCCAACAAACCUGCUCCAAAUAAUACUGGGUGCAUCACAACUACUCCUAUUGUACGCACCCUCAUUAAGACGGAGAGAGAGCCGGUAAAGGAGCUGGCCAACCCUGUUGUGGGGAAAAAAAUUUGCCCAGUUCCUAUCAAGCCUAGGGAAGUUUCCUUAGUUUCCUCUACCACUGUCUCUCCUGUGAGCAGCAGUGCUUCUGCAGUGCCAAAGGCCAAGCUCGAAACCACCAGCAACGUCCCCAUGGUCAAAGUUGUACCCAAAAUGAUCACGCCUGUCCUUUUAUCCCCACCCAAGGAUCCAAUCCCCAUUGCACCGAGACCGGCCCAGAAAAGAAAGCUAGAAGACGAGAGCGAAGAAGAAAAGACUGACGAUGAGAGGGACAAUGACAUUGAGAUGGUUUCUGGGCCAGGAACCACUAACCGCAUGGUGCCCAAGCUGCCCACCGCCCUCAUCAACAACAGGCCCCCCGCCACGACAGUGGUGCCACAAAAACAGAACGGGCUCAGCUACUGGACCCCCAAGGUUCCCAUUAAGAUCAACACUUUAUCGCGAGAACAGCUGGCUCUUCCGAAACACUCGUCUCCUCGUACCAUUCCCCCUCCUCCUACCCCCAGCAUUGCACCAGUUAGCCCCAAUACCCCCAUCUCUGCCAAAGUGGCCAGCCCCUCCACCCCGGUCGUAGCUAUAUCAAGCCCGACAGAAAGCAAAUUUCACUCCAGCCGAAGGCCACGCACACACCUGUCCUGCCUACAGCUGUCCAUACUGCAGUCCUGUUACGAGACCUGCGCCCACCCUAAUGCGAUGGAGUGUGAGGCCAUCGGCACCGAGCUCAACCUCCCGCUCAAGGUGGUGCAGAUCUGGUUUCAAAACACAAGAGCCAAGGAGAAGCGCUGGAGGCUGCAGCAAGAGAAAAUGUCUCCUCUGUCAGGUGGAAAAGUAGACAUGAGCUCGGGAAGCUACCUGCAGUACAACGCUCUCAAAGCCAAUCGUCCCAUUCUUCCGAAACCAGUUCAGCUGACCGUUACUGAAUCUCCAGCUUCCCCAGUGGCGGGUCAGCCAGGGCCGAAGGAGACCCUCACAGGCCGAUGUGACGCCUGCAGCAUCUCCUUUGAAUCCCGGGCAGCGGCGAGGGCACACGUCUUCUCCCCACGUCAUCUUGCAACCCUGAGAACCACUAACUUUGGCCAGCCGACGACGCUGGUCAACAAGAACGGCACCGGCUCGCAGGUCCCUCAGUCCACUCCGCUAACCAGCUCGGGAGGGGAGAUGGUUAUCGAUUCACCUCCACCCACGGCCACCAGCAACAGUUAAAGACUCAGAUCAGGAUUGGUCUGCACACUGACUAUUCUUGGACCCAUUUGGGCUCCUCAGAUUUUAAUAAAAUUUGAGCACUAAUCCUCAAGAGCUAAUAUUCUUUAGUUUUUGAAAAACUAGCUCCCCCAGCACCCACUAUCCCUUGCUCAACCUUCACCGACUCGAACUCCGGUAAUCUAAAGACUUCACCUGGAAUCAAAUACAACAGCAAACUCUUUCCAUGCUGCUUCACACACUCAGAUGCUGAGUGAUGAACUCAUCUCAAUCCUCACUCACUUUAUCCAAACAUGUUUGGUCCUAUUCCUGUGGUUAUAUAUUACCCUAAUUCAAUUACCUUCCUAUGAUUUGUAAAGGCACUCAACUUUGCCAUGCUUGAACUUUGCUAACCUAAAGACGGAUGCAAAAGUGUUUCCUGUUUGCAAGUGGCCAUUUGACGAUAGGCCCGGAAACUUUUUGGGAUACUAACGUGAAAAACUUGCAUAAAUAACUCCCAGUUUUCUCCUGUGGAAUUGUUUUUCUCAUGCCUACGUUCACUUCUAGGGCAAAGAAUGCUUGGAUAUAAUAUGACUGGACCGAACCAUUGGGAGAGCAAGAAGUGGUAUUGACUGUCACCUUUUUUUAUUUGCUACAGAAGUGUGAUCUGAAGAGUGUUGUGUCCAUUCAUUGGGAUAAAAAAAAUAGGUACUUUAGAGAGAAUAGGGCUUUUGAAUUGUCCCCAUUUACAUGUUAGCAGUUUUCAUGACAAUCCAAAUAGACAGGGCAAAAGGAGAGGCUGAGGAAAGUCUCGGCAUAUCGCACUUUUGACACAUUUUACCUAGUUUCAAAUGUUUUUAAGCAUUCUAAUGCAAGUGUCUUUUAUGGAAAGAUACAUAAAUGCAUGUUGGAUGCCUUAAUAUAAAUCACGUGAGAUAAAUUGGUUUUUGCUAGUCUAAUAAAACCUUCUUUAGGUGUGACUAUAAUAUUGUAGAAGAAGCAGACCUGUCUAUGUACAUGAAGAGCUCUGUUCCAAAAGGCUUUUAUAUUAUUGGGGGGGGGAAACAUCUCAAUGCCAUUCUGUACCUAGAACAUAGCAAAUUCCGCCUCUAAAGUUUUCAGCACUCUUGGCCAAGGACUAUAAUUACAUAACUACCAACUAUCUUGUUUUUGCAACACAUUUCUUUGAUCCUGUGGAUUUCCCUUUCCCUCCCAAUGGUAUAUAGCUCAUUUUGAAAUGCAGCUCUUCAAACUUUUGGGUAAAAUAAAUGUUUUCACCAACUGUGGGUGCGUUAGAAAUUUGACAGCCUUAAGAAGAAACAACCCCAGGUAUCUGAAUUUAAGCCCAGGUGAUCUUCGUAUAAUAGUAGUGAAUUGAUUUCCUCCUCAUCUGGCCCGGAGGGUCAGACCAAUUUAAUGGAUUUACGGUUGUCUUUGCCAUGAAUACUCUGCAUAAGACGGGACAUUUAAGUACUCAUUUUAUUAACUUCAAUAUUUAUACAAAAGCCAAUAGAAGCAAUUAAUAACUGAUGUAACAGAUUGUUUUAUUUAGGUCAAAAGCCAAGCCUCUAGAAAUAUUAUAUAACAGGGCUUGGAAUGGGCUGUUUCCCAUACUUUGUUCCCCAUGUGUUUUGUUCUGUUUUGAUACAAAGAGUUAAUAAUUCUGGUCAUGUAAUUCUGUGACAUGAGUUCUUAUAUUUGGAAACCAUAACAAGGGAGAAAGUUGGGUAUUACUAGUAUCCUUAAGGGACUAACGGAUACUCAAAUCUUGAAAGCAAAUUGGGAAACAUUAAACGUGUUGACUGAGAGCUAUGGUGCUGUGUUGAAGGACACAUAACAUACUAAAGAUGUUUUCCUUCAAUUUAAGUUGUAUAUUAAUGUUACUAUUGAUAGUUUUAACAAAAUGCAAAAUUAAAACAUGAACUUUUGUAAAGAAAUAUAUUAAAAAAAAGAACUGAUAUUCCAAAGUAAUCCUUCCUUCGCUUUCUGUCAUUCAAAAACCAAAAAGCAAUCUUGAGGUCGACAGAGAGCAGGAGAGGUGUUUGUAAAUGCAAACUGUAAAGGACAUCCCACAGCUUGACACUUGCACUAGUCCACAAUUUUUGCACAAGCUACAGAUAUUUCAGAUGAACACAGCCAUUUACACGACAUUAAAGUCACUUGGUGUGGUUUUUGAAACCAGGAUGGUAACAAUGUCCUUUCAUGAGUAAUAAUUUGUACUCCUGUUGGAAACUGUAUCUUGUGUUUCAAGCAACCGGACUGGAGUGCUUUAGCUUCAAGACUGGGAUUUCACAAACGCACACACACAGACACAGUGUUGCACUGUCCAAACUAGAUAGGUUUUUAUGGAGAUCUGCUUUUUACUCUUAUGUUUCAUUGUCACUUUGAUUAUCACUAUUGUUAUAACUGUACUACUACUUAUACGAUUUUUCAUUACUACCCAUCACUGUUUUUUGAUUAUUAUUGAUCCAUAAUGGUUUUAAUGCCACCUUUUUGCUCAAAAACAAUAUGGUAUUCCUCUAAUAUUGAACAAUAAUAGUGGCAGUGGUGUUAGAUUUUUGAUUAAGCUUAUUUUUUCUCCUCCUCACUUGUACCUGCCUUUUUUGUGUUUGGUCUCCAUUAUGCUUUCUUUGAUAUACAGAAAAAUAAAUAAAAUCAGUUGAACAACAA